Symbiodinium sp. CCMP2592 is the source of this 1584-nucleotide messenger RNA. Lineage: Eukaryota; Dinophyceae; Suessiales; Symbiodiniaceae. The record is from the annotation of a GenBank genome assembly.
AUGACAGCGACAUGCAGCAACAACACCCGGAAUUGCGCAUGUCUCAUGGGAGUUGGUUGUCGACAGAUCGGGCAUCGUCUUUGGCAAGGUGAGGAAAGCUCGCGUCACAUGGGGCUCGUUCCAUUGCGCUAUGCCAGGACUUCUGCGUCCGAUCGCAUUGCGGAGAGCCCUUUCCCGGACUUCGAUGAAGGUUUGGAAAAGGAGUUGGACGCUUUGGGCAGGCCAUCACUGAAACAAGGGUGGCGUGAGGAAGAGGUUUCCCGUCCCGGCGCAACGAAGCAGUCGGUCGUGAAGUACGCGCCGGAUGAACUGGGUGACUUCAUCCUUUCCCUUGCCGUCCGCCGACAGAUGACCGGUUACGCCUUGCUUCGUUUCCGAGAUUUAUUGCCCUUGCAGCAGCUUGUUCUGCAAAAGAGGUUUGGCCUGGUGGACUAUGCCAAGCAUGGUGCCGAUGACGUCCGCAUCUUUCCGUCUCUGCUUUGCCCAGCUUACCAGACAUACCACGUGACGUGUGAGGCACAGCAGAAGGGAUUGGAGGUGUUGGCGGUGUUGCGAGAUUUGCGACAGGCACGGCUAUCAUUUCAGGAUGGAGGCCUGGAGAAGUUGCAAGUUUUUGCCGAACAGAUCGCACCACAGAAGCUGCUGCAGCUCGUCGGUGAGAGCGAGGAUUCUGAUGUCUUGGAGGAAGAAUUUCGGCAAAGGCAAUGGAAAUGGGUUGUCGCCAUGGACGACUCCACCAUCGAUCGCGGCACGCCGAAGACAGUUCGGGAAAGCCACGCUCAACGAGUCGUGUCGAUGUUGCAGGGCCUGGUAAUUGCUGACUGCAAGAGGGUAUUCAAGUCUGCGCCGCAAGUGAUCAACCCCAGAAGGAGUCGCUUGCAUGUGGGGGUCCGGGGCGGCCCCAACGAGGAAGCCAGGAAGGAAUUGUUUGACAUUGCAUCCAAAGAGGUGCCUGACUUUCCCGUCAUCAGAUACCGUUCGGAGCUAUUCUGGCAGCAUUUCUGCGGACCUGUACAGUUGUACGAGUACUCAGGCACCCGUGUUUGCAAUGAAUGGCUGCGGCGUGCGCUUCCUUUCACGGCUUCAGCUGCCAGGAUGGCGCAGCGCGUGGUCCUUCUCGCUCAGAAGCGUGAGGACCAGAAGUUGAUGGCCUUUCUCCGUGAACAAGCGCGCAGCUCAGCAUGCCUUAACCGAGCUGCGUUGUACGUUCCCGCAGAGCCUCAGGCCAUCGGGUCCAAGCCCAUCAAAAAGCUCGCACAGGCAGAGUCCCCCAAGAGUAAACUGUUGCCAGCUGUGAUGCCUGGAGUUCAGGCUUCAGGUGUGGGGCUCUGCCUGUUUGCUGAGCAGAGGUCCCAGGUCCAAGAACAGGGCAAAAAGUCGCAAGUGGAUUCUGAGCAAGUGUCCCUUUGGGCUCGCCUGUUUCGCCUGGUGACAACACACUUGGAGUUCAUCUGCAAAAAGGUGAUAUCGGAGCUGUACCCGCGCCGGGAGAGCAAAGAACUCUCUGAUGUGCAGAUGGAGAAGAAGAUUGAGGCGAUGGUUGACGAGAAGUUGAAUAAGAUUCUGAACGAGGCUCUGCUGUGA